GCAGAAACAUAAAUUGGGGUUGGAAGGGAAGAAAGUGACUAGAAGAAAGUGACUAGAAGAAAGAAUGUGCAGCCUGGAGAAGCGUGGGAACGUGUGGUUCCUAACCCUCACAGGCGACAACCAACACCGCCUCAACCCCACUCUCAUCCAAUCCAUUCUCUUGACCCUUUCAAAACUCUCUUCUCAAUCCACACCUGGCUCCGUCCUCAUCACCACCGCACACGGCAAGUACUUCUCCACCGGCUUCGACCUCGCCUGGGCACGCGGCACCGCCUCCGACUCCGCCGCUGCCGUCGAUCGCCUCCACUUUAUGGUUGACUCACUCAAGCCUGUCGCUGCGGCGCUCAUGUCCCUCCCGAUGCCGACCAUCGCCGCCGUCAACGGCCACGCCUCCGCCGCCGGGUUCUUGCUCGCGAUCUGCCACGACUAUGUCCUCAUGAGGAACGACAACGCCGUGCUGUACAUGCCGGAGGUGCACCUGGCGCUGCCGCUGCCGGAGUACUUCGCCGUUGUGAUGAGGUCGAAGAUCAGGUCGGCGACGGCGCUGCGCGACGUGCUGCUUAGCGGCGCCAAGGUGACGGCGGCGGAGGCGGUGAAGAUGGGAAUCGUGGAUUCGGCGCACGAUAGCGCGGAGAGAACGGUGGAUGCUGCGAUGCGCCUUGGGGAACGGUUGGCAGAAAGGAAGUGGGAGGGUGAAGUGUAUGCAGAAAUAAGGAAGAGUUUGUAUCCGGAAGCAUGUGGCGUUUUGGGAUUGGCCCAGAAAGCAUUAGCAUCUAAGAUCUGAAUCCGAAAUUCAUUUGUCAUUUUUAGGAUAAUGAAAGUGAAGAAAAGAAGAUGUCUGGUCCGUCCUAAGAUCAUAAUCCAAGGAUAUUGGAAGGAAGAUUGCUCCGUAAGAACUAAGCCAUUUGAGAAAUUGUAUUGUUUUAUCAAAUUAUAAUUUGGGUUGACCAAAGUUUGUAAAUGACUUUAAUGUUAGAUUUCAGAAUUUAAAUCCUUGAGCAGAUUUCGAUUGUAAAAAAUAUUUUGAAAAUGUUCUUGAUGGAAAUUUAAAAUUUAUGUAUUCAAAAUGAACUGAAUGAUUUGUUAGAAGUAAAGUUGAGUUUUAUUUG
This is a messenger RNA of Abrus precatorius (Indian licorice), 1109 nucleotides long. RefSeq names its product enoyl-CoA delta isomerase 2, peroxisomal-like. Gene Ontology annotation, molecular function: enoyl-CoA hydratase activity; delta(3)-delta(2)-enoyl-CoA isomerase activity. Gene Ontology annotation, biological process: fatty acid beta-oxidation. Bases 65 to 784 code for a protein of 239 amino acids. NCBI's taxonomy places the organism in Eukaryota, Viridiplantae, Streptophyta, Magnoliopsida, Fabales, Fabaceae. The transcript has 2 exons. The record is from RefSeq and is a predicted model, not a curated record. Gene Ontology annotation, cellular component: peroxisome.